AUGCUAUUUCCCGUUCGUCUAAAUCUUAUCUACAGUGUAUUUCGAUCAAGUACCGUAAUUCUUUUGAUCAGUAUUCUAUGCAAUGCUGUCGAUGUUGUAAGUCCUGAACUGGAAUUGGAUACUAGUGUUGGUCUGGUUGAAUGUGUACAGUGUGUACAAUUAUGGCGGACGGCAUCGCAACGUGAUACGAGAGCAUGCGGACCGCAUGCGAAAACAUGCAAAGGAAAUGCGUGUUUCAUGCGUCAAUGUAAACAUUGUCCUGUAUACCAAUACAUGUCCGGAUGUGUGGAUCUAACCCCCUGGCAAAUUGCCGAUUUGGAGGUGAAUCGUCGACGAUCCGAGCUGCGACUGCGACGAGUGGGCUCGGAAUUAUUGUGUGAGGACACCUUCAAUCAGACGACGUGCAUAUGUAACAGGAGGGACAAGUGCAAUUCAAUGUAUGCUCGAUUGCCAUUUUCGACUUACGGUGAAGGGAUCUUCAGCGGAGUCGUCAAUUUCGACCAAAUCAUUGCGGAUUUGGAUCCUAGGUACCUCGAAAUAAUCUCCGGUUAUCAGUACCGGUUUGCCAAAGGCUCAACAACCACUAGUAGCUUUGUACUAAUAUUAUUAUUGUUAAUAAUUGUUACGGAAUUUUCAUGUAUCAUCUGA
This is a messenger RNA of Necator americanus (New World hookworm), 648 nucleotides long. RefSeq lists its product as uncharacterized. NCBI's taxonomy places the organism in Eukaryota, Metazoa, Nematoda, Chromadorea, Rhabditida, Ancylostomatidae. The transcript has 6 exons. Bases 1 to 648 code for a protein of 215 amino acids. The record is from RefSeq and is a predicted model, not a curated record.